Messenger RNA from Ostertagia ostertagi, 600 nucleotides. NCBI's taxonomy places the organism in Eukaryota, Metazoa, Nematoda, Chromadorea, Rhabditida, Trichostrongylidae. The record is from the annotation of a GenBank genome assembly.
AGAAUUGCUGACGAAAUCCUAAGAAACGGCACUUAUGGUAUCAUCACUGUCGGCUAUGGGCCACUCGUAACCGACCUGGCUGCUCUUCAGGCUAUGUCUGGUGGAUCCGCUUGUUCUUUCACGGCGAAUGAUGCGAGAGGACUGCUGAGCCAAGUGAAUUCUGUGAAGCUGCUCAUUCUCGAAGCUGAUGCAAACGGUGGAAUAUACUGCGGUAUGUCGCCUUCAACGACCACUGUAGGGACCACAACCACAGCAGCCCCCACGACGACCAUAACAGUGCCUGAAACAACCACGACCUUGAGCUCAACCGAGUGGAUGACGACCACAGAAGUGCUAGAAGCCCUUCGCUUCGAUAUCCUGUUCCUCGUCGACGUCAGCAGGGAAGCGAAAGAUCGACUGGAUGAUGAGAUGAUGUCUGCUUACGACGUCUCCCAGCAGAACGUCCGCGUAGGACUGAUAGCUGUUAGGAGUGAUGAAACGGGCUCCACGACGGUUGCAAAUCUCGAAACCUUCAAAACAUACAAGGAACUGUCUUACGAAGUCGGAAAGAUGAAGGGAUACGCGGAUUUCAAGCACGAUGGCCAGGCAAUUGAAGAGUGA